Penicillium angulare is the source of this 798-nucleotide messenger RNA. Its product is annotated as TDA10 family protein. The coding region runs from base 1 to 798 and encodes 265 amino acids. The transcript has 4 exons. Gene Ontology annotation, cellular component: cytoplasm. The record is from RefSeq and is a predicted model, not a curated record. NCBI's taxonomy places the organism in Eukaryota, Fungi, Ascomycota, Eurotiomycetes, Eurotiales, Aspergillaceae.
AUGGCAAUAAUAGACGACAAGUCGCAACACUGCAUCCCAUUCCUUCUGGAGCGUCUCCGCACGCAUACGGCCCGGCAUAGCGCCCGCGGUAAUGCCCCGCCCUUCUUCCUCGGCCUCAAUGGCGUGCAAGGAGCCGGCAAAACAGUGCUAGUGUCAACACUGCAAGAGACUCUCCGCUCCGAGCCGUAUUCGCUAUCUGUCGUCACAUUGUCGCUCGACGACCUCUACCUUACUCACGCUGAUCAGGUAGCGCUAGCCCAAGCACAUCCAGAUAAUCCCCUACUGCAACAUCGGGGUCAGCCUUCAACGCAUGACUUAGCGCUGGGUGAGAAGGUGUUCGCCUCGCUCGCUGCGGAGAAGCCUACUUCUAUUCCACAGUAUGACAAGUCUGCAUUUUCUGGACAAGGCGAUCGUGUUCCAGAGUCACAAUGGGAGGUGGUGAAUAAAGAAGGGCAAGAUCCUGUCAAGAUUGUCAUCUUUGAAGGAUGGUGUGUCGGAUUCCGUCCUUGGGAUGAUGAGACACUACGAGUGAAAUGGGAGGCUGCUGUACAACAGAAAGAGGCCGGGAAUUAUCAAGGUCGGCUAGGUUAUGUUAAGCUGGAAGAUGUACAAGCCGUCAAUGACGCUUUGAAACGAUACGACGCCUUGACUGAUAAAUUCGAUGCUCUGAUCCAUAUCGACGCUCAGAAUUCGCGAUUUGUCUAUGAAUGGAGGCAAGAACAGGAGCGCUCCCUGCGUGCUUCGAAGGGCACUGGCAUGACCGAAGAGCAGGUCAAUCAUUUCGUGGAUGGCUGUUAG